AUUUCAUUUAUGUCGAGAGAAACAAAAAGGCUGCGAAGCCGAAACUACCAGAACUCCAGAACCAUCCCUUACCUGGGAAACCUCAGUGGUCACUGUAGUGAGAGAGAGAGAGAGAGGAGUGGUUUUUGAAUGGCAGGAGCUAUAACUCAGCGGCCGCCGGGUUCGAGCGCCGGUGGAGCUGUUGCUGGUGCUGGUCAAGUUCACACAGCUUCGCAGCGGCAGAGUUAUGUGAAUAACUCGGUUCACAUUUCGGGCGUGGCUACACGUUUAGCCAUGCACAUCGCUGGACAUCGGUCGGAUCCUUAUGAGUUCGUCCAACUUUGCCUCGCAUUAUCCAGAGGUAUUGAUCAUGCAGUUGCAAACAAUGAGGUUCCGGCCCGAGCUCAAGAAUUACCUUUGGUGUUAAAACAGGUUGAGUAGUAAGCUGGCACUCUCAGUGUGCAACCAACCUGAUACUGUCAAUUUCCAUCUGCGUUAAUAAAUUAGUGAGCAUUUCUUUUGGUACUGAUUUGAAAUUUAGACAUGCAAUAUUUUUAUAAAUAAACUCAUAUUAAUGACUCGACAGGUUAAAGAGUACCAAGCACAUAAAAUAAGAAUCAUAAGGAAGUCUUUCAUUUCUCUAUCAUUAUAGAGAAUCCCAUCUAUAUUAUCUAUGGAAUUCGAACCUGAACUCUUUUUAUGUAGUUUGAGUAGAAAAUAAAGAAGGAGAGGAGAAAACUGGCUUGUCAGAGUGACAAAGGCCACCACUUUAUUUCUAAUUAAGUUGAAUUACAAAUAAGGCAUGGUUUAUCUAGCAUGUGCUACAUGUGGAGCAUGUAUGUACAAUGAAUCUGGACACAUUACAGGAAUAAAGAAAUAAACCAAGAAAUAAACCGAACUGAACCAUAUCUCAACAUUCCCCCUUCAAGUUGGUGCAUAGAUAUCGCACAUGCUCAAUUUGGAAAUUAAUGGAUGAAAGGAUUUAGCAUAUAUACCCUUGGUAAAAAUAUGUGCCAGUUGGUUCUCUGUGGUAACAAACGGAGUGCAGAUCAGUCCAUCUUGGAUCUUUUCUUUGAUGAAAUGCCGAUCAAUUUCAACAUGCUUGGUCCUGUCAUGGUGAAUAUGAUUAUGGGCUAUACUGAUUGCAGCCUUGUUGUCGCAGUAGAGCCUCAUAGGUCCCUUAGGAGUCAACUUCAGAUCACUGAUUAGCUUUUUCAACCAAAUGAGCUCACGAACACCAUGUGCCAUUGAUCUAUAUUCAGCCUCGGCAUUGGAUCUGGAGACUACAUGUUGUUUCUUGCUUAGCCAGGUGACAAGAUUUCCCCCAAGAAAGGCACAGUAACUAGAGGUAGAACACCUUUCGUCAAUGGAACCGGCCCAAUUUGCAUCAGCAAAGGAUUCUAACUUCAGGCUUCCAUUGUUUGAGAAUAAGAUACCCUUUCCUGGUGCUGAUUUUUGGUACCAGAGAAUUCUGUACACUGCUUAAAGUCGAACAGUCCUUGGGUCGUGAAAGAAAUGACUAACAACACCCACUACAUAAGCAAUGUCAGGCCUUGUGUGAGACAGAUAUAUGAGUCUUCCUAUAAGGCGUUGAUAUUGUUCCUUUGCUAUAGACUCACCUCCAGUAUUGCUGAAUUGGUGAUUAACCUCAAUGGGAGAUUAGGCCUGCUUACAACCAAGCAUCCCAGUCUCUUAAAAAAGAUCUAGGAUAUACUUUUGUUGAUAGAUGAAGAUCCCUUUGUUGGAUCGAGCUACUUCAAUCCCCAAGAAAUAUUUUAGGUUUCUUAAAUCCUUGGAGGCGAUUUUGCUUCAUCAUCACUGGUGAACACUAUAUCAUCAUCUUGGCCUCUCUAUGUUUGACAAAUAGGGUGUGAUCCGCACUACUCUGUUUGAACCCGAACUUUAGCAACGCCUUCUGAAAUCUUUCAAACGAGGCACUGGGAGAUUGUUUGAAACCAUAGAGAGAUUUCUGGAGGUUGCACAACUUACAAAUAGUAGUGGAAGAAUCGAAGCCAAGAGGAAUAUCCAUAUAGACUUCUUCCUCAAGAUCACCAUUCAAGAAGGUGUUUUUUACAUCUACUACUGGAGAUUCCACCCAAGGUUUGUUGCACAUGAUAAAAGAGCUCGUACAGAAUUCAUAUUGGCAACUGGGGCAAAGGUUUCUUGGUAGUCAAUGACAUAGGUUUGAGUGAGUCCUUUGCCAACUAGCCUUGCCUUAUAUCAAGAAAUGGUUUCAUCUGCAUUCUGUUUAACUGUGAACAGCCACUUGCACCCCAUAGGUUUCUUUCCCUUAGGACAAGGGACAAGCUCCCAAGAAUUAUUUUUCUUCAGGGCUUGCAUUUCCUUUAUCAUAACAGUCUUCCAUUUAGGGUCAGUAAUAGCAUCUUUCCAGCCUUGUGGAACUGACACAGAAGGUAAAGAGGAAACAAAAACACAAUAGGUGGGGGACAAAGAUUUAUAGGAAAUAAAGUUAGAAAUGGGGUGUUGGAUACAAGAUCUAAUCAACUUUUAGAUAACAAUGGGACGAUCAUCAUGAGCAAAAGGAGGAGGAGCAUAGUUACCUUCUGUGUUCUCUGAAGCUGAUUCAGGGUAAGGUAGGAGGACUUGGUAAGGUAGGAGCAACUUUCUCUUUGUGGUGAGAAUAAAUUAUGAGUUCUUUUCUACUAAUCAAAGGACUUUAAGCGUUCUCCCCCUGAAGAUGAAUAGUAUCAAUGAUGAGAGGAUUGGAGAAACUAUAUUUGAAGGCAUUUCUUCCUCAGUAAUUCUCCUCUUGAAGAGAUGUUGGAUAAAAGGGUUUGUCUUCAUGGAAAGUAACAUCCAUGGUGACAAAUAACUUCCGGGUGGAGGGUGAUAGCAAUGGUAUCCCUUUUGGGAGGUGGAGUACUCAAGAAAGACACAUCGGAAAGCUUAAGGAUCCAGCUUAGAAUGCUGAGGAGAGGAGUUGUGGGCAAAGCAAAGACUCCCAAAGAUCUGGGGAGGGAGAUGAGCGGCAAUAGGAGGAUCGGGAAGCCUGCUGCUUGGAGUCUUGAAAUCGAAAACAGUAGAAGGGACCCUAUUGAUGAGGAAGGCAUCAGUGAGAACAACAUACCCCCAGUAAAAUUUGGGGACAUAAGUGGUGAACAGCAGAGACCGAGCAACAUCAAGAAGAUGCUGAUUUUUUCUCUUAGGAUUACCAUUAUGCUCUGGAGUAUGAACAUUGUCAUACUCAGUGCCAUUAUCACUGCGCAACACCUGAACUUGCACAACAAAUUGGGUCUGAACCAUAUUAUGGAACACUUGGAAACAAAGAAAUGUGUUUGAGAUUUUAAAAUAUAACCGCAAGCGUACGGAUCAGUGUAGCUACGGGUCGAACACAGGGAGAGCAGCUACUUUAUUUUUUUAUUUCUUUUAAUAAUACGAAAGUGAACCGAU
Molecule: messenger RNA, 3390 nt
Organism: Macadamia integrifolia
Lineage: Eukaryota; Viridiplantae; Streptophyta; Magnoliopsida; Proteales; Proteaceae
Product: E4 SUMO-protein ligase PIAL2-like
Exons: 3
Coding region: 130-420 (96 amino acids)
Source: RefSeq, a predicted model, not a curated record